AUGUAUUCAAAUCAAUCGCCACCUAUUUACACAACUCGACAUUAUGUUCUCGAUUCUCCAUCAAAUCCAAGAGAUAAUUAUGCUUCACCCUAUGACCAAUCGCGCCCGUCUGCUCAACCUUACCCUUAUUACACAAAUAAUCAACAAGCACCAUCCACCGUAACAUAUAUAAAUGAUAAACCUAACUAUGGGCAACAAACAGCAUCCUAUGUUCCACCGAAUUCAAAUCGUUAUCCACCAACAAACAACUAUCCACCAGUCAAUAGUUAUCCACCAAUGAACAAUUAUCCACCAGGAAAUAACUAUCCACCAGUAAAUAACUAUCCACCAGUAAAUAACUAUCCACCAGUAAAUAAUUAUCAGCCAACGAACAGCUAUUCACCAGAAAAUAGUUAUCCUCCCACCAACAACUAUCCACCAGCAAAUAACUAUAAUCGAAAUAGCGGCAUGCGUCCGACUGGAGGUGGUGGUUCUAUUGAAAAAACAAAUGUUAUGUCGAAUGAGAAUCCAUUUAAUGGUCCAACUCGUCCCUACGAACAGAGCAAUUCACCACGUAGAAUAACAUCGAUGGCAGCUCCACCAAAAAAUGAUCCUGGGUCAAAUAAAACAUUGAAUCUUUCUGAUGAAAGUCCAUUUUUUUCAACAUAUGGACGUUAUCAUUACCCAUCACAGAUUGAUCCAUCAAAAAGAAUUACAACUCAACAAGUAGCAGUGCGUUCCACAGAUAAUAAAUCAUUAAAUUUAUCCGAUGAAAGUCCAUUUUUUUCAACAUACGGACGUUAUCAUUACCCAUCACAAAUUGAUCCAUCAAAAAGAAUUACAGAAAUGCCAAAAUCUUCUGGUUCAUUAAUGCAAACUAAUGAAAUGUCCGAGCAGAAUCCAUUUAGUAAUUAUCGGCCACCACCAGCAUAUCAAAACUAUGGAAAUAGUAAUGCCGAAUCCAAUUCAUAUCCACCAUCGAAUGUUGACUGGAAUAGAAAUAAUAACAAUCCAGCUCCACUAUCAUAUCGACCUAUCGAAGUACAAAAUCCAAUUCAAAAUUCUUAUAAUCAACGUCAACCAUCACCUGCCCGAUCAAUAAAGCCGCCCUCACCACCACCACAACCAGUUUCAAUGCGACGAACAGCUGAAAAACCAAAUUCUUCUGCUCCUUUAGAUAAAACAUCAUUAAAUAUGAGUCCCGAUAAUCCAUUUGCACAAACCUAUGGCCAUUAUAAUUAUCCAUCUCCAGAAGAAGUCAAAGCUCAAAAACGAAUGCAACAACAGAAUAGUCGUUUUCAAGAUCAAGAACCCGUUAAUACUAAUACGAAUAAUGAUUUUAAUAAUCGACCAGUAAAACCGGUACAAUCAGCAAAUCGAAUGACUGAAUAUCCUGAAGCGGAAAAUAAAGAUGUUACAGCAGGAAAAGGAAAUACGAAAUUUACUCGUUUUGACGUUAAUUUUUAA
Molecule: messenger RNA, 1446 nt
Organism: Rotaria socialis
Lineage: Eukaryota; Metazoa; Rotifera; Eurotatoria; Philodinida; Philodinidae
Source: the annotation of a GenBank genome assembly